This is a messenger RNA of Trichoderma harzianum CBS 226.95, 1002 nucleotides long. RefSeq lists its product as hypothetical. NCBI's taxonomy places the organism in Eukaryota, Fungi, Ascomycota, Sordariomycetes, Hypocreales, Hypocreaceae. The record is from RefSeq and is a predicted model, not a curated record. The transcript has 2 exons. Gene Ontology annotation, molecular function: zinc ion binding; alcohol dehydrogenase (NADP+) activity. Bases 1 to 1002 code for a protein of 333 amino acids. Gene Ontology annotation, biological process: alcohol metabolic process.
AUGACUACCUUCACCGUCUACACUGGAGCCAAAGACGGACAUGUCAAGUCCAACAAUGCGACCAAGCCUGAGCAGCUCACUGGCGACCAGGUAUUUUUGCGAAUUACUGCCUCAGGAAUGUGUUUCACCGAUGUACACUAUAAACAUGGUGAGAACGCUUUAGGUCACGAAGGUGUUGGCGUUGUUGAGGAGACCGGCCCCGGAGUCACCUACCUCAAGAAGGGUGACCGAGUAGGCUGGGGAUACCAGACCGACAACUGUGGCCACUGUCUCGACUGUCUUCAGGGCCAGGAUAUCUUCUGCAAAGAGCGUGUUAUCUAUGGUGACGCAGACGCCGUGAACCGAGGCAGCUUUGCUUCUCACGCUCUCGUGCGAGAGGCCUUCCUCCACCCCAUUCCCGAUGAUAUGAGCGACGAGGAUGCCGCUCCUCUUCAGUGUGCCGGUGCUACAGUCUUCACUACUCUGCACGAUGUCAACUCCAACGACACUGUCGGUAUCAUGGGCGUCGGUGGCCUUGGCCACAUUGCUAUCCAGUUUGCAGCCAAGCUUGGUUGCCGCGUUGUCGUCCUUUCCGGUUCCGAUAGGAAGAAGGACGACGCUGCCAAGCUCGGCGCUCACAGAUUCGUCGCCAUGAACGGUGACAUUGAUCAGCAGCUCGGCGACUGGAAGAUCUCGCGCCUCUUGGUGACCACUUCCGCUCAGCCUUCGUGGGACAAGAUCCUGCCUAUGCUCUCCACUCGCGCCCGCAUCUAUCCUCUUUCUGUCUCUUCCGACAACCUGGAAAUUCCUUACAUGCCCCUCAUCAUGAGCGGCAUCACCAUCCACGGCUCUCUUGUCGCUUCUCGGGCUAUCCAUCGCAAGAUGUUGGAGUUUGCUGCCCUGCACAAGAUCAAGCCUGUCAUUGAGAGGUUCGAGAUGUCGGAAGAGGGUAUUAACAAGGCAUUUGAGCGCCUUGAGGCAGGCAAGGUGCAAUACAGAGUUGUUCUACUGCCCACUCAGUAA